UGCUUUGAUUGUUAUCCUCUCCAGGCCACCACUUCCACCGACUAUGACAUACACCCAAUCCAAACUCAAAACUAGCUCUUAUUUAUUUUAUUUGCAUCUCUCAUUGCUUCUCCUUUUUAGUAUAUUAUUUCAUUAUUCCAUCCUUGCUUACUCAAUUGAAUUUUCCUUAAUCAACUCCCAUGUACUAAUCAUCGAUUAUGAGAUAAUUAAUUCACUAAGCUGCUGCCAGGUGCCACCAAUCUCUUAAGCUUGCUUCUUCAUUCACUCAACCGAACCACUCCACACAACAAUAAUAAAUCACCUGUUAUUGUUUCUGUUAUCAAAUAUAUAUGUGAGUUGUGAUUUGUGAAAGAGGAAAGAAAAUAAGUACUACAGUAGUAGAAUGGCGGAUUGGGGUCCAGUGGUGAUAGCAGUGGUGCUGUUUGUGUUGUUAAGUCCAGGCCUGUUGUUUCAAGUGCCGGGAAGGAACAGAGUGGUGGAGUUUGGGAACAUGCAUACUAGUGGUGUAUCUAUUUUGGUUCAUACAAUUAUCUUUUUUGGACUCAUUACAAUCUUUCUUAUUGCCAUUGGUGUUCAUAUCAACACUGGUUAACUCAUUUUCAUCAAAUUAUUAUAGCCUUCCUUUAAUUUUAGUUCUGGUGUGGUUUGAAGUUAUGUUGGUUUUUAUCUUUUGGAAUAUUUGAUGUACUUUUCUUUACAAUUAUCGAGUGGUAUUUGGAAUUAAUAAUAAGAUUGGUAUUUGGAAUUAAUAA
Molecule: messenger RNA, 752 nt
Organism: Lathyrus oleraceus (garden pea)
Lineage: Eukaryota; Viridiplantae; Streptophyta; Magnoliopsida; Fabales; Fabaceae
Exons: 1
Coding region: 383-592 (69 amino acids)
Source: RefSeq, a predicted model, not a curated record